AUGUCUGAUACCGAGCGCCCACCGGUACUCGACCAAGACCGCGUUGCCAACGACUUCCUCGCCCUUCUUCGUGGAGACUCCUAUCUUUCGUCGGGAAUAGCGGCCAUUCGAGUCCUCUACGAUAUACUGAACAACACAGAUGCCUCGACGACCUUCCAAGUAAUUGCUGAACUGGAGUCGGCGACCUCAGCCAUGGCCAACGCUGAGCAGGCCAGCCUGUGCGUCUUGACAGCGUGUGAAAUUUUUACCAGAUACGUCACGUUGACUCCCAGCGAAAUACUCGACAAUCGUGACUUCCGGGUUGUGCUCGGAUUCUACCGCAAUCGAGCGUACCAGUUCCUGCAACGGAGUGCAAAUUCGCCGAAUUUCAUCGCUCGAAUAGCAUGUGCUUUUAUGCCACGCGAUGGGACGGUGCUCGUGCAUUCCUACAGCAAGGUCGUCCUCCGAGUGCUCGCGACGGCCAAGAUGAGCAAUUCAAUCGGCUCGAAGUUCCGCGUGUUCGUCACCGAAUCGCGGCCCGACUUUAGCGGACGCCGGAUGUACGAAGAACUGGUCCGGCAUGGCUUUGACGCGACGCUAAUCCUCGAUGUAUCUGUAGGAUCGCUAAUGUCCAGCGUGGACGUCGUCCUGAUAGGAGCCGAGGGCGUGCUCGAGACUGGUGGCAUUAUCAAUAAGAUGGGCACUCUGAAUAUCACCGACAGCGCGAAAGUGAUGAAUAAGCCGGUGUACGUCGUUGCGGAAAGUAUCAAGUUCGUCAAGAAGGCCCCGAUGAGCAAACGAGAGAUCACACAUAUAGCCUUGUAUCCACAAAAGCCAAUAAAUAUGUCGCUCAACAUCACCGAGGCGCGGGAUGCUAGCGGAUUAUUCCGUCGGUUUGAGACCGACUACAAUAAUGACGAUAAACAGAAUCAUUAUCAACAGGUUGAUUAUUCUCCGCCCACCAAUAUAAAUCUGAUCAUCACCGACCUUGGCAUCUUUCCGCCCGAAGCUGUUGGCGGGGAGCUCGUAAAACUGUAUGCC
Messenger RNA from Mesorhabditis spiculigera, 1020 nucleotides. NCBI's taxonomy places the organism in Eukaryota, Metazoa, Nematoda, Chromadorea, Rhabditida, Rhabditidae. The record is from the annotation of a GenBank genome assembly.